Messenger RNA from Orbicella faveolata, 1521 nucleotides. RefSeq lists its product as uncharacterized. Lineage: Eukaryota; Metazoa; Cnidaria; Anthozoa; Scleractinia; Merulinidae. The record is from RefSeq and is a predicted model, not a curated record.
AAAAUGAAUGUUCUUGCCCUCCUUAUUUUUGUGUCAUCGAUUUCAAUGAUGGUUCGUUCAACGCAAGCGGAGGUUUCAGAAGCCGGCAUAAGUAUGGCCAUCACGGUGCUUCUGAUGUCUCAGAUGUUUUAUAAACUGGACGCUCAGCAGUGUAUAAUUCGAGGCGAAUAUUCCAUCCGCGGCAUGAUGUUAAAAGGAUAUACCUACAUCGAGGAGAAGACCGGAAUCUGGCUUAAUUGUUUAGACAAGUGUGAUGAUGACAUCAGAUGUCAAAGCUUUAAUUACGUCAUCAGCCAAAGCAUAUGUGAGUUGAACAACCGCACCAAAGAAGCCAGACCUGAAGAUUUUGUUCCGGACAGCGAUCGGUUCUAUAUUAAACGAUUCAGGGAAAGAGUUCCUAUUGGAUCCGUUCCCGAGUUGCCAGCUGAGUCGUGCGCCGAGAUCAGGGCGAGUGAAGGAGAAGAUGCAGUCAGCGGUAAUUACUGGUUCGAUUCAAUUAAACCUGGCGAAGUAGUCCCGGCUCGUUGUGACAUGUCUAAACUAGAUAUCGAUGACUGCGCAAGUCAUCCAUGUAAGAACAACGGGACCUGUACAGACCGAGUGAACGGAUUCAACUGCAGCUGCGCACCAGGAUUUAAUGGAACACAGUGUGAAAUUUCCACAGGCUGUGCUGACAGUUACAAAUCUGGAGAAAGGAAAAGCGGUGUUUAUACGAUCAACCCAGAUGGUGCAGGGAUCAUUAAAGUGUUCUGUGACCAAACAAAAGCCGGAGGAGGGUGGUUAGUAUUCCAGAAGAGACUGGACGGCUCGGUGGAUUUCUACCGAGGCUGGACCGAGUACAAACGUGGCUUUGGAUCUCUGACUGGUGAAUUUUGGCUCGGGCUUGACGAGAUACACCGUCUGACUAGCAGUGGAAGAUAUAAGCUUCGUGUUGAUCUGGAAGACUUUGAUGGGAACACCUAUUACGCCGAAUACGAUUUCUUUGAAGUGGCGAGUGAGGGAGAGAAAUACAAACUGAGCGUGGGAAGCUACACAGGUUUGAAUUUUUACGUUCUUUGAUAACUAUUAUCUCAGUUAGAACGAAUUCUGUUGGAAUUAAGUACCAACAGACCCAAUAAGCACCUUGAUUUCUUUCAUCUCGUACCAAGUUGUGGAAAAUUUGUUUCUUGGUAGGACCAAACUGAAGUUUGUCAUAGUAUUUAUAAUCACUUACUAAAUGGGGGGUUGUAUGUAAUAAGCAACCAAAUGACUGUCAUUUUUGUGACACGCAUAAGUGGAAAUUUUUCUUUGACGAAAGCCAGGCUAUGGACAAAGACAAGAUGCCAAAGGAAUCUUUUCCCAUAAAUUCGUUGGCCCACUGAUUCGGAAAGGAGCCAGCGCUUUUACCCCAAACUCAAUAUCGGGGAUGAACGAAGGUCGACAGGGGGACGGCAGAAUUCGAGCUAGUAAACUUCACAAGUUUCCUUUGGCUUGUUAUCACAGCUUUUGGUUUCCUCUUUUUUUUUUUUUUUUUCAUUUUCG